AUGUCUAGUGCAAGACAUUUCAAGAGAUUGCUCUUGUUCUUUGACUAUUAUGAUGAACAGCAGCAAACAAUUCUUCAAAGAGUUCUUAGUGAUAUCCAGCCAUGUCUACAAGUAACGGGUCACAGUCUCUCUGAAUUUCCAACUAUGCUACAAACAUAUAUAAUGGAAUUAGAGACGCUUUCAGCUCUCCAAGCCCUUAAGAUAGUUGAGUCUAGAUCAUACAGUUCUGAAGAAGAGCAAGCCAAACUGGAUGCAACAAUUCCAAUCUUCAAUAUAGAGCAAAAAACAGCAUAUGAUCAGAUUGUAGAAAGCUUUAGUAUGUCAGCAAAUGUAAAACAGCCAAGACUCUUCUUUGUAGACAGUCCAGAUAGCACAGAAAAAUCAUUGCUUUUCAAAACAUUACUCAACUAUGUCAGAGCUCAAAAUGAAAUUGCCCUUCCUGUUGCAAGUUCUGGAAUUGCGGCAAUUCUUUUACCUGAUAGAAAAAUGACUCAUAGCAGAUUUAAGACCCCAUUAAAUGCUGAUAUAAAUUCGACAUCUGUUAACAAAUGUCUUCAAGAUAUCAUAGGUGCUGUUGAUGCUGAAAAGCAGAAUGUUUCUUUUAGUGGCAAGGUUUUUGUUUUUGGCAGAGACUUCCGUCAAGUCCUCCCAGUUGUAAAGAAAGGUUCCAGAUCUCAAACUGUAGAUCAGAGUUGUUGUGAAUAA
Messenger RNA from Phycomyces blakesleeanus NRRL 1555(-), 705 nucleotides. RefSeq lists its product as hypothetical. Gene Ontology annotation, molecular function: DNA helicase activity. Bases 1 to 705 code for a protein of 234 amino acids. Lineage: Eukaryota; Fungi; Mucoromycota; Mucoromycetes; Mucorales; Phycomycetaceae. Gene Ontology annotation, biological process: DNA repair; telomere maintenance. The record is from RefSeq and is a predicted model, not a curated record. The transcript has 3 exons.